Gekko japonicus is the source of this 5138-nucleotide messenger RNA. RefSeq names its product serine/threonine kinase 3 (gene STK3). Gene Ontology annotation, molecular function: protein serine/threonine kinase activity; ATP binding. The coding region runs from base 190 to 1668 and encodes 492 amino acids. Gene Ontology annotation, biological process: regulation of MAPK cascade; protein tetramerization; intracellular signal transduction. The transcript has 11 exons. The record is from RefSeq and is a predicted model, not a curated record. NCBI's taxonomy places the organism in Eukaryota, Metazoa, Chordata, Lepidosauria, Squamata, Gekkonidae. Gene Ontology annotation, cellular component: cytoplasm.
UCUUGUGUCUUAGUGUGGAAGUCCGGGAGGGGGAACAGGAGGAAGCUGGUCCCCGUUAAAGGUCCAGCAGAAGUGGAGGAAAGUUGUGCCGAGUUUCUUACGGCGGGGUUUGACUAGGUCCUGUCAGGGUGAUAAAACACACCUUGUCCUGCUGGGGGGGAUAAUAUCUCGGCAGCCGCCGGCCGCAGAAUGGAGCAGGCAGCACCUAAAAGCAAGCUAAAAAAGCUGAGUGAAGACAGCUUGACUAAGCAGCCCGAAGAAGUCUUUGAUGUCUUGGAGAAGCUUGGCGAAGGGUCUUACGGCAGCGUUUUUAAAGCAAUACACAAGGAAUCUGGGCAGGUCGUGGCAAUUAAGCAAGUCCCUGUUGAAUCAGACCUACAGGAAAUCAUUAAAGAAAUUUCUAUAAUGCAACAGUGUGACAGCCCAUAUGUUGUCAAAUACUAUGGCAGCUAUUUUAAGAACACUGACCUGUGGAUUGUUAUGGAGUACUGUGGAGCUGGUUCUGUCUCGGACAUAAUCAGGUUGCGGAAUAAAACGCUCACAGAAGAUGAAAUCGCAACCAUUCUUAAAUCCACGCUUAAAGGACUUGAAUAUUUGCACUUCAUGAGAAAAAUACAUAGAGAUAUAAAGGCUGGAAACAUCCUCUUAAACACAGAAGGGCAUGCCAAAUUAGCCGACUUCGGAGUGGCUGGCCAGUUAACUGAUACAAUGGCAAAACGCAAUACCGUCAUAGGUACUCCUUUUUGGAUGGCUCCAGAGGUAAUACAAGAGAUUGGCUAUAAUUGUGUGGCAGACAUUUGGUCCCUGGGUAUUACUUCAAUAGAGAUGGCUGAAGGAAAACCCCCCUACGCUGAUAUCCAUCCAAUGCGGGCAAUUUUUAUGAUUCCAACAAACCCCCCUCCGACGUUCCGGAAGCCGGAGUUGUGGUCUGAUGAAUUCACUGAUUUUGUGAAAAAGUGUUUAGUGAAGAACCCUGAGCAGAGAGCUACUGCAACACAACUCCUGCAGCAUCCUUUUAUUAAGAAUGCCAAACCAGUUUCAAUUCUAAGAGACCUGAUUACUGAAGCUAUGGAAAUCAAGGCGAAGAGGCAUGAAGAGCAGCAGAGGGAACUGGAAGAAGAGGAUGAAAACUCGGAUGAAGAUGAACUGGACUCUCAUACCAUGGUGAAGAGUAGUUCAGAAAGUGCAGGCACAAUGAGGGCCACAAGUACUAUGAGUGAGAGUGCUCAAACAAUGAUUGAACAUAACAGCACCAUGCUAGAAUCAGACUUGGGGACCAUGGUGAUAAACAGUGAUGAUGACGACGACGACGAUGAAGAUGGCACCAUGAAAAGAAAUGCUACAUCACCACAAGCACAGCGCCCUUCUUUUAUGGACUAUUUUGAUAAGCAAGAUUCCAAGAACAAAAGCCAUGAAAACUGCAAUCAAAACAUGCAUGAAUCAUACCAUAUAUCAAAAAAUGUUUUCCCGGAUAACUGGAAGGUCCCUCAAGAUGGCGAUUUUGAUUUUCUGAAAAAUCUAAGUUUGGAAGAGCUGCAGAUGAGAUUAAAAGCUUUGGAUCCUAUGAUGGAACGAGAAAUCGAAGAACUUCGUCAAAGAUACACAGCUAAGAGGCAGCCAAUUCUGGAUGCUAUGGAUGCAAAGAAACGAAGACAGCAGAACUUCUGAUCUCAUCAUUUCCAAAGUAAAGGUUAUCGGUCGAUAAGGACACUGGUAAAACUGUACAUAUAUCUUGAGUUUUGAAAUGCAGCAGCCUUGAGCUUCACAACAGCUAAAGCACUAGAAGAGAGCACAUUGUAUAUUCUGCAGUCUGAAUGGAAAACCUGUCCUAUUGUUCAUAUUUUAAUACAAUAGAAGCUUCACAUUCCACUCCAGAUCCCUUUUCAGCUAAGAUACAGAAAUACUGGCUUUUGUACGAGGAGGAGGAGGAGGAGUAUUUGGUUCCCAGUAAUACUUAAAGCUAUCUCCAAAUUGCUCAAUACUACAGGGCCUUAAGUUGCAAUAUAUGUUUGUUCCCAUUUAAUACCCUAUUUAUUAUAUAUGCCUAGGUGAUCUUAUUUAUUUUUUAUGCUCCUGCCUUUUAACUAUAAAUAGGGCCUGAAGAUACUGGCAGUGGGUGGAAUCAGCAAUGGAGUAAGUAAACAUGUUUGUGGAUGGUCACGCUCUAAUAAAAAAUUGCUACAUUAUUAAGUUCUGACUCUGGUGAAGGAUUUUGGGCUCUAUUUGGCUUGUAAGCACAAGCUUGUUUCUCACUGAAGUAUUAACUAGAGCUGUACUUUGUUGGGGACUUACUAAUGCGUUAGCUACAAUGCAAAAAUACUUGCCUGCGGACAGAGGGCACAAUGCACAAUUUUGCUGAGCUUUCUUCAGCACUUUGCAUUUAUACUGUGGGCUGGCACAGGAGAAGUUCCUGUAGGGCUUUUGCAUUGUUGCUUCCACUUCUGCCAAGCAUUACCUUACAAGAUAAGAGACAAGUGCCUCUACAGCUCUCUUGCUGCCCCUCCCCCCCAUGUCAGGCAGGAAAAACAGUCCCCAUGGUCCUUUUUGGUUCCCAUUUUUUACUGUAGCUGCCUUCCAUUUGUAUUUAGUUUCAGCAUCCCAUUUGGCUCUGCAGUAAAAGUAUUGUUUAACAUUUCUCGGUCAGUUGACUUGAUUUGCUGCUCUCCCCCCCCCCCAACUUGCUGAUUGGUUUUGCCCCGUAUUAGCUAUUGUUAUAAAGCCACUUUGAGAAACUCUAAUUUAAAAGCCAAAGAAGAUGUUUCUGUUCCAUUGGCCACAAGCAUCCACAGUAUCUCCCCUCCUCCCUGGCAGAUUCCUCAUCAGCCACUCUUUCUGCCCAAUGCCAAACUCUCUUGAGUUGAAUGAAUAAUUUUACAGGUUUGUGCUGCUGAAAAUGAAAACAGCUGGGGAAAUAGCCCCAUGUGAGUGUCUUAAUUACCUUGUAGUGUUGUGAUCCUUGAUGGAUGAUAUCCUGAAAAUAUGAAGCACAUUAAAUUACUCUUCAGGUCUAAUCUGGCAUACCUUCCAAAAUACUUAUAAUAUGGCUGCAGAAGAAAUCUAAAAGGUAUAUGUGUGCCGGCAAAGUGGCCCCAUCCUCAACAGUGUUCAGGUGAUACUGGAAAAUACAAGGUGCCUGUGAUUAUUCAACAGGCUGUCCUUUCCAUAGUAACAGAUCUGCUGCUCCCUCAGGUCUCAUGGCUGUUGUUCAAGGCUCUCUUGCAAGCUGCUACCACAGGGGAUUUUCUCUAGUCUAUUGCCAUACUUCUCCAGCAUUUGGUAGGUGAAAAGUAUUGUAUUCCUGUCUGUGUGUCAAGCUGUGUAUAUUUGGUAGCGUGAUCCAUCUUCUGAAAAGUUUUCUGAUAACAUUCAAAGGUGACUGCCGAGCUGGCUUCUCUUGCCUCUUCUACUGACCACCCAUUGAUAUAGCAGUUCCCAAAAUGCUUGAGAUCAGUGACAAUGACUUGUAAACAGUAAGGAUUUUAAUGGGUAGAUAUUUUUGCAUUGGAUUCUUCUAUAUGUCAUUAAACAUUCCCUCCUUCUCAAUACCUCCUGCAACUGUUUUAUUCUGAGCACUCCAUCUUGGGAAGCUAUGCGGCAUUUUCUGAAAAGCCUUAAACAAUCAAGAGAAAUUGUCGGCAUCAAAGGACCAUUCCUUUGUGUUUUGCCUGAAUAGGAGCUUGCCAGUGUAGCUGUGUGCACACUAGAUCUGUUACAGAACGGCAAGCUAAACAUUGUCUGUUUUUUUUUAAAUAACUUGCUAAAAGCUGUUACAGACCCUCGCAUUGCUCUUCUGAAAGGGGUGGAGAAAGUAGUUUUUUCCCCCCUGAUCCAGUACUGUUUAUCCCAGGUAUGCCACUAUCUUUCUUCACACUAGAGUUGUAGUGAUGUACUGUGAAACUGUAGUUGGUCAUUAGUUUUAAAUCAACCUUUUAAGAUUUUGUGCUACAUUAAGAACAGAUAUAUUGUGAGUUAUGACAUGGCUUAUGGAACCUUCCUAAAGAUAAGUUUAUAACGAUCUACAGUGCAAAAAGAAUCAUGCAGAUAGUAUCGUUGGUGGUAUGCCCCUCACAUCCACCUCAUUCUGUUGCACCACAAACAGAGGUGACCAUCACAAUAUGCCACUACAGGCAGAGUUGUCCAUUUACCUCUACAGCAAGAGAGCUCCUUGUUACACCUCCAAGCUUUGUGCAGAGGCUGUGCCAGAAUUCGGAGCUGUGAGCCUUGGGGUGCCUGGGACUAGUUGUGGUCUUGCCUGAGAAUGCCCUUCUCUGCACUAAAACAUCCCUAGUUAUCAUUGCUACUUUAGUUCAGAAAGCACAGCCAGCACCCUGCGCUAGUGCGAGGGGACCAGGGAUUACAUGAACUCUGUCCCUCGCUAUGCUGUGCAGAGCCUUAAUCACACAAUGACACUUUAAUAUCAAGAGUGGCUCCCUCAGUUCUUCAGAACAACACCAAAGUCUUAAUAAUAAGAUUUUCAGACACACACACUAUCUAUAAGCCACACCAUUUCCUGUGUAAAAACUAAACAAAACCAAAAAAAAAAAAAUCUAGUGUGGACAUCGACCUUGCUAUUCCCUGGUGUGCCUUAUGUACGAUUGGCUUGGGUCAAUCACAUGUUCUCUGACUUCCUUUCUUGAUGUAACUUUGUGACACAUCACAAACCAGAAGGGGUCAUAGCAAAGAGCCAGUGAUCAUCCUGAAACAUUUAUGUAGUAUCUGGAAGCAUCAUCCUUGUUUAGAUACUGAGUGUCACAAGGAACUUUUUAUUCAAAAAAAAAGUUCAACUCCAAUUGACUUUCUGACUUGGAUUUUAAAAGUUUAUUAUGUACAGUAAUACAGAGAAAAAUUAACUACAGAAGUGGCACACAAAACUAUAAUGAUGUGAUAGUCAUGAUGACUACAUACUAUUUAAAACAAUAUAUUUCCUACACUUUUCCCAGCUGAUACACAAUGAGACAUUUUGGGAACCAAAUGCAGUAAUCCUAAACUACUACUCAUGAUGAUUAAGUCAGACCACCAGUUGUAUACUAGUGAAAUUUAGGGACAAAACUUACAGGCAAUUAGUCUUUUUAUUAUUCUUUGAUAUUUAUUUUUAUUUACUGAAGCGUAUACUAUUUGUGUCCAUAACCACUUUUUAU